Molecule: messenger RNA, 264 nt
Organism: Cyphellophora europaea CBS 101466
Lineage: Eukaryota; Fungi; Ascomycota; Eurotiomycetes; Chaetothyriales; Cyphellophoraceae
Exons: 3
Coding region: 1-264 (87 amino acids)
Source: RefSeq, a predicted model, not a curated record
AUGUCGGAUCCCGGCCGCAAGAACUUCAGCACCAAGGUGAAGGAGAGCAUCACGCCUGGAAUCUUCAAAAGCAGAUCCGAGAAAGUAAAGGAGCACACCACCGACAAUGCCGACACUGCUGCACGUGAGAGUCAGCCUGACUCGACCAGAGGCGCCUUGCAGGCUGGAGCCGAUAAAGUGGGCCGAGCUCAGGACCGGGUUGUUCAUGGUACCAGUGGACCAAAAAAGAAGUCCAGAAACCUCUUCGGCCGGAAGAAGAUCUGA